UGAAAGAACAGAGUGACGCCAGUUCCUGGAAUCCGCAGCGCUGUUAGCUAGCUGCGGCUAAGCUAAAGUUACUAAACAGGCUUUUUAUCUGUGAAGGUAAAAUGUUUUACAGGAUUUAAAGUGUUUUAAUGUGUUUUUGGAGAGUUCGGUUUCAGUCCAGCGCCGGAGCGAGACUGCGGUGAGUCUACCUGCACAGGUGAGUGCUGACCCGUCAUGGCCCGCCCACUCUUCGGAGGAGCUUUAUCAGCACUCAUCCCCUCCAACGCCACAGACGUCAGUGAGCUGAGGGAGGUUCCUGAUAAUCAGGAGGUGUUUGUUCACUCUCAGACAGAUCAGAGUGUGAUUAUAGAGCUGAUGGAGUAUCAGGAUCAGGUGGACGACGCUCAGGCAGCCAGGUAUCAUUUUGAGGACCUGGCUGGCAGUAAUAAAGCGAGUGCUGAGGGAUUGUGGGAGGUGCAGGGGGUGGAGCCUCUGCCCCUGUCUCAGCUCCGCCUACAAGAGUGCAGCUCCGCCUGGAUCCUCACAGGAACACAGAUCAUCUCCAAGUUCAAUGAGGAGGCAAAGAACACAGUAAACAUGUACCUGUGUGUGAUGCGCCUCCCUCAGUUCACCACCGACAUCCUGCUCACCUUCAACCACCCCGUCACCAUCAGUCCUCUCAGCAGUAGUGCGGGGGUCGGUGAGGACGGGGGAUGGACGCUGCAGGACUUCCACACUCUGCUAAAAUCUCUACAGCUACUGGACCCUGGAGUAUUCGGAUAAACACACACACUCACUCAGACCCACACACACAGACACACACACACUUCACUCACUAUUCACUAUUCAGUCUAUCUCUGUAUAUAAAGCUGUACAUUAAAUGGAUGGUAAAUAAAAUUCUUGUUUUAAUAA
Molecule: messenger RNA, 891 nt
Organism: Astyanax mexicanus (Mexican tetra)
Lineage: Eukaryota; Metazoa; Chordata; Actinopteri; Characiformes; Acestrorhamphidae
Gene: rangrf
Product: RAN guanine nucleotide release factor
Exons: 6
Coding region: 214-762 (182 amino acids)
Biological process (GO): heart contraction; regulation of sodium ion transmembrane transporter activity; regulation of membrane depolarization
Cellular component (GO): nucleus
Molecular function (GO): guanyl-nucleotide exchange factor activity; sodium channel regulator activity; small GTPase binding
Source: RefSeq, a predicted model, not a curated record